GGGGCAGUUCGUUGGGUGCUACGUGCGUGUUACUGCGGUGUGCUGUGGGCGAGCGGCCGGCGGUAAGCGGGGGCUCUGUGCUACUGGAGAAGAGCGGGGCUGGAAGGCUCUGCGUUUGGAUCUUGGCGGGCUCCGGGCGCGCCUCUCCAUUGGCUGCGCGGCGCAGGGGCGGGGCUCCGUCUCCCGCCAUUUUGGGCGUGCGUUACUUCAGUGAUCUGAUGAAUUCCAAAAUGAAACAAAGCCUGAACGUGGAGAACCCAUCUGGAUCUCUGCAGAAGUACUUCACAGACACUGCAUGCAGUGCUGCCCCAAGACGGACUCUUAAGAUGAUUCAGCCUUCUGCGAAAGGUUGCCUGGUUGGAAGGUGUAAUGAGAAGAAAUCUUCAGUCAAGAGGAAACUCUGGAAUAACAGGCUUACCUCUUCAGCUUGUAAAGCUGAGGAAUCUGUGGACAGAGAGCAAGAAAAUGAGAAUACAGAUGAUGUCAUUCAAGCUGUAGAUCUCAUAAAAAAAAGUCCUUCAUCUCAAUAUUGGAAAGAAGUGGCUGAAGAAAGGAGGAAGGCUCUGUAUGAAGUGCUUCAAGAAAAUGAAAAGUUGCACAAAGAGAUCGAACAAAAAGAUGGUGAAAUCGCCCGCCUAAAGGAGGAAAAUGAGGAGCUCAUGUCACUGGCUGAACACGUGCAUUAUUUGACCAGCAUGAUCGAGAGGCUAACAGGGCAAGAAUCUGAUAAUCUUGAGACACUGGACAGUCUGGCUUUAGAUGAAUCCAAGCAAGAAAAUGAAGAACUUAACCUUGGUGGUGAUGCAGACAGCACUUCUUCAGAAGGGCCAUCACAAGCAUUGUGUGACUUAAGGAAGAGUGUCUUGCUUCAAGUGAAGGAAAUUAACAACUGUGACCUUAAGUAGGCUUAUGUAUGUGGAUUCUUUUAAUUGCAGACUUCCCCUUGAAAGGACAUACUACAUCUUCUCAGGGUAUAGAAACUCUUGUGGGAGCAUGAGGGUGGCUUUUAACUGAAAUUAUGUAGCAGGGAUUAUCUCUAUACUGCUUGUAAAACUUAUUACAGGCUGCAGUUAGUUACUUGUUUAAAAUGCAAAUACUGUGUAUUUCAAACUGUUGUUUAAGUAUCAAAUGGUCUGACAUAAUGCAUGAGAACUGAGAAAUAAAUUUUUGCCUUACCAAA
Tympanuchus pallidicinctus (lesser prairie-chicken) is the source of this 1180-nucleotide messenger RNA. It is a transcript of the gene GMNN, whose product is annotated as geminin DNA replication inhibitor. The record is from RefSeq and is a predicted model, not a curated record. The transcript is spliced from 7 exons. Gene Ontology annotation, cellular component: nucleus. Lineage: Eukaryota; Metazoa; Chordata; Aves; Galliformes; Phasianidae. Bases 219 to 905 code for a protein of 228 amino acids. Gene Ontology annotation, biological process: negative regulation of DNA replication; negative regulation of cell cycle.